Messenger RNA from Astrephomene gubernaculifera, 1761 nucleotides. The record is from the annotation of a GenBank genome assembly. NCBI's taxonomy places the organism in Eukaryota, Viridiplantae, Chlorophyta, Chlorophyceae, Chlamydomonadales, Astrephomenaceae.
GUUCAGACCAACCUGUGCAGCAAUAGAUAUAAGGGAUCUGUACUUUCAAGACGUCUUUAUCCAACGAACUCUUCUCGUAAACGUUUUGCACACUUGUUCUAGACUGAAACCAACCGAAAGGCGCACUAAGGAAGCCCUUACGCUCGGUCUAGCGGAGUUUGUCGGAAGCUUAUUAGCUGAGACCUAGCGCUGCAGGUACCGGCAACACAAGUAUGACGGAUCACCUACAGAAGCCCGUAGGCUCUGGCGCCGGUGAUCAUAGCGCGGCCGUAUCAGCUGCCAUCGCCCAUGAGCAGCAGAAGCAGGUCCAAGAGGGCCGCCGUAAAUUCUACAGCCACCUUGAAGACCACGUUCUCGACUACCUACACAAUAACCCUAUCCACAUAGAGGCUUGCCUCAAUACGUGCAUCAAGCUUUUCGGGAAUGUGGUGCAUAACCCUCAAGAGGAGAAGUACCGCAAGGUCAAAGCCGCCAACGCCGCCCUGCGCAACGCACUGGCCCCGGUGAAGGGCGGAGAGGACCUGCCGCUGCAUGCGGGCUGGACGCACCGGGUUGUAGAAAUGGAGAAGUACUGGGUGUUUGAUGCGGAGGCGGGCAGCGUGCGGUUCAGGGUGCUCCAAGAGGCCCUCCACCUGUGCGAGAAGGCGCUUCAAACCGUGCAUGAGAAGGCGGAGAAGAAGCGGUUGGAGCGGGAGGAGAAGCUGCAACGCGACACCGCGGAGAAGGAGCGGGUGCGGCUGGCCAUAGAGGCGGACAAGGAGGAGCGGCGAAUGCGGGAGGAGAUGGCGGCGGCGGCGCGGACGGCAGCUGCUGCUGCUGCUGCAGCGGCGGCGGCGCCCGCCUCUCCAACGACGUCCUCUGCAUCUAGGAAGCCGCCCGGGGGGGGAACACCCAAAGGCACUCCGAGUGGAGGUGGCGCGGGGCACCGGGUUGGCAAGCCGUGAGACAGCCGCUGAUGCCGGAUGGUUGGUUGGAUUAGCCUGGCAGUGGUUCACGAUGAAGGGAAGAUGGCUUAUGUUGGCAGCGGCAGCGGCACCCGGCGAAGACGUGGUAGCGGGGCAGCGGCGGCUUGCACCGGAGGCUUGGGAUUGGGGAUUGGGGAGCGCUAGGGGGAAAGAUGGGAAGGUGCGUUCCCAGAGGUUUGGGAGGCCGUAACCGGGUCUUGGCAUGCAUGCAUGUGGCUCUCUGGGUUUGGGGUUCCGAGCGUCGCUGCAUGGUGAGGAGGGGGAUACGAGGGAAAGGGAGGAGAGGAGGAUAUAUUACAUGUACGGUUGGUUAACUGCUACGACAACUCUGAAGCUCAUCGGCGUUUUACCCGGGGUGUGAGGGGCCCGCGGUUCAAGGUGGAACCCCCUAGCAGGUGAGGAAGAAGAAGGAGACGUGAAAGCACUGGAAACCCCCAAUCCCAUGGCCCGACUCAGACCACAGAGCGCGUGAUGAAGAGGGCUGUUGCAUGUUAGCUCAUCAUCCUCGUUGCGCACUGUGCACGCUUUCAAGCAGGACCAACAAGAGGCUAACGAACGGACGGAUCGAUACGCUUUUCGCACUGCUGCGAUGUUGUGGAUGUGGUUGGGUUGGCAUGUUGCCCACGAAUGUCCCCAUGUCACGUGUCCUUGUUGCCUGAUGUAAGCGCCGGAGAGGAGGGGCAAGAGAGCCCCAAGCCGCACGGCAGGCACUUCUCAACGUGUGCUUUCGGAAGCAGGGCUGCCACGGAGGAUGUGUAGGUGCUCGGGGUCAGGGCUUCAGGGAGGGAACGAUGGG